This is a messenger RNA of Helobdella robusta, 576 nucleotides long. RefSeq lists its product as hypothetical. The transcript is spliced from 4 exons. NCBI's taxonomy places the organism in Eukaryota, Metazoa, Annelida, Clitellata, Rhynchobdellida, Glossiphoniidae. The coding region runs from base 1 to 576 and encodes 191 amino acids. The record is from RefSeq and is a predicted model, not a curated record.
AUGCAACGAUUUAAAUAUGACGGACAGGACGUCUUGCAGAUAUUCAGCAUUUCCAACCCAGCACCUCCUCAGCUGGAUGCAUGCGGAGUGAUGGGGUCGGAAGUCUUACAACUUUCUCAAUCGUUCAACGUAAGUACGCCCACCGUGCCCUGCUAUCGAUACCAAGAAGGACCAUAUGACGGUCAGUUACGUUGUCUCGGAAGGGGGAUUGUUUGGGGCCAACAUCACCUGUCUCCAACUCCUCAAAAUAAACAAAUCUCUCAAAAGUUCAUUCCUCCUGUUGGAAUGCAAGGCGGGAAGAUGGGCGGUAGCUCGUUGGCGAACCUCCCGGCAACCAACCACUCAACAACCAACAUGAUGACACUCGUCAGCAACAACAUCAACAAUAACAACAACGGCAACAUUAACAACAACAACAACAACCACAUGUUGAACAGCCCAAACAACGACAACAACAACUCGGCUGUGCAUGGUACCAGCAAAUCAAAAACUCAGCAAACACAAUACCCCGUCACUACUCUCAUAGAGAUUUUAGGAGCCGUAAUUUUUAAGGCAAACGCCACUUUAAAUUUGUGA